Molecule: messenger RNA, 1233 nt
Organism: Sporothrix schenckii 1099-18
Lineage: Eukaryota; Fungi; Ascomycota; Sordariomycetes; Ophiostomatales; Ophiostomataceae
Product: 18S rRNA (adenine1779-N6/adenine1780-N6)-dimethyltransferase
Exons: 13
Coding region: 1-1233 (410 amino acids)
Biological process (GO): rRNA methylation
Cellular component (GO): mitochondrial matrix
Molecular function (GO): rRNA (adenine-N6,N6-)-dimethyltransferase activity
Source: RefSeq, a predicted model, not a curated record
AUGGGAAAAGCCAAGACUCCCCGGAAGAACGGCGCCGCCUCCGCCGCGUCCCCAUAUUCGCGGCCAACUGGCAAGGGAUCGGCACAAAAGAACAAUGUCUUCAAGUUCAACACGAAUGUCGGACAGCACAUUCUCAAAAACCCCGGCGUGGCAGAUGCAAUUGUCAACAAGGCCGAGUUGAAACCAACCGAUACGGUCCUGGAAAUCGGCCCCGGUACGGGCAACAUCACGACGAGAAUUCUCGAAAAGGCGAGAAAAUGCAUAGCGAGUAGGAAUGCCCGAUCCUGCGCAAUUUUGUGCCGUUUUGUGCACGCAGUGCUGACAUCUGAUUCCAGUCGAGCUCGAUCCUCGGAUGGCGGCCGAAGUGGUACGCCCUUACAAAAGAAGCUGGAGGUCCUUUUAGGCGAUGCUAUCAAGACCGAGUUCCCUCCGUUCGACGUCUGCAUCUCGAAUACGCCGUACCAGAUCAGCUCGCCCCUUGUCUUCAAGCUCCUCUCGAUGCCCAACCCACCGCGGACGGCCGUUCUCAUGUUCCAGAAGGAAUUUGCUCAGCGCCUGGUUGCACGCCCGGGUGACACACUCUACUGCCGUCUCAGCGUCAACGCCCAGUUUUUCGCCCGCAUCACUCACGUCCUCAAGGUCGGCAAAGCCAACUUUAAACCCCCUCCAAAGGUCGAGUCAGCCGUGGUGCGCAUAACGCCCAGAACAGGCUCCGAGAAGCCGAAAUUCAAUUUCGCCGAAAUGGAUGGCAUGCUGAGAAUCUCCUUCACGCGCAAAAACCGCACGCUCCGUGCUUCAUUUGUUAGCAAAGAAGUACUUGCCAUGCUCGCCCGUAACUACAGAGUGUACGCUUCGAUGAACGGUAUAGCUGUGGACGACAGCCUGGUGGAAGACGCCGCUGCAGACGACGAUGACGGCGAAGAUGCCGACAUGGACGUUGAUGACGAUGCCGACAACGACGCCCAAGCCGACGAGGAGGACGCGUUUGGCGGCAUGGAUAUCGACGACAACGAUGAAGACCUGCCGACGUUCUUCAAAGAGAAGCCGUACGUACCGCCGCCCAAGACACCAAGCAAGCGCAAGCGGACCAAGGUCGACGAGCUGGUGCGCACAAAAGUGCUGCGCGUUCUAGAGCAACUAGAAAUGGCCGACCGGCGCUCCAGGCAGUGUGACGAAACAGACUUUUUAAAGCUUCUGGAUGCGAUGAACAGCGAGGGUAUCCACUUCUCGUGA